AUGCCCAAGGUCAAGAGCUAUUCGGCACCUUGGCUGUCCAAGAAUGCUCCGGGAUAUCAGCUAUUCGAACCGUCCACCGAGUCGCUCCGUUCACGAGCCCUCUCCCCCGCCGCGGCUUCCUCGAGGAGGGAGUCGGCUCCCGGCCCCAGGAGGACCAUUGCCAAUAGAGGCACGCAGGUCUUUGUCGCUUCCGGACGCGACAUUCGCUGGGGAGACCUCGCCUACAUCAAGGAUCGGUGGACCGAGCGUCUGUCGAGUGGGAAGACGGGAAAUUUCGGUGGUGUACGCAUAAAGCAGGAAGAUGAGGAUGUCACCGAGACUAUCGAGAAUGAGGACGGUGCCGGAGGGAUGAGGACGAUAAAAACUCGAUGUGCCGAGGAUAUCCGGCAGCUCAUCAUGUCGCCCAACGAGAACCUCCUCGCUAUCCUCACCACCCACACCGUCCACAUCUGCAUACUCCCCGACUCUGCCCACCUGACGAGCCAAGACACCGGCCCGCUCAAGCCCAAGAUGUUCACCUUGGGCCCCACCACCCACGUCACGUCGCGAUCCGCCGUCAUGUCGGCCCUCUGGCACCCCCUGGGCGUCAACGGCUCCUGCCUGGUGACGGUCACGGCCGACGCCAUCGUUCGGCUGUGGGAGCUGUCGACCGAGGACCGCUGGUCCUUUGACACGCCCACCAUGUCGGUCGACCUCAAGAAGCUGGCCGACGGCACCAACCUGGACCAGGACUUCUCCGCCUCCACCACCAACACCAACAAGGCCUUCUCGCCCGACUCGUUCGAGAUGGACGUGGCCUCGGCCAGCUUCGCCCACCGCGGCUCCGGCGGCUGGAACCCUAUGACGCUCUGGAUCGCCAUGACCGAGGGCGACGUCUAUGCCCUGUGCCCCCUUCUCCCGCAGAGGUGGGCGCCUCCGCCGACCCUGAUCCCCUCGCUGUCCGUAUCCAUCGUCACCACCGUGGGCAGCAUCGAGGACGAUCCGGACGUGUCCGAGUACGAGAAGCUGCUGGCCCAGCAGCAGCUCGAGUGGAUGGGCGAGAUUGACGCCCAGGAGCCGCACAUCAUGGACUCUGCCCCGGGCGACCCCCUCGUCGAGGUGUACACGCGGCCGACGCGCCCCGGGGUCGUGCCCAGGCUGCAGGGCCCGUUCGAGCUGGAGUCGGACCCGGACACGGGCGACGACCUGGACACGACCAUUACCGACAUCACGGUGAUCGGCAAGAAGACGGAGACGGCCGACCUGGUGGGCGGGGAGGAGUGGGGCGUGGAGGACCUCGAGAUCGAGGAGCGGGACAGGGAGGGCGCGUCGCUGCCCGUGGUGUGCCUCCUGUCGACGAGCGGUCAGGUCAGGAUCUACCUCGACCUCGACGGCAUACAGGCGCAGUGGCUGCCCCCGCGCACCAAGUCGACGCGGCUCGGACGUCUGCUCGCCUCGUCGGCCGUGGGGCCCCCCUCGCUGCUCGCCUUCCAGGCCAUCGACACCAUGAGCCCCGUCGAGGUGAGCGAGGAGAGCUGGCCCGUCUUCAGCCUGGACGUCAUGUCACGCUACGAUCUCUACGUGACCCACCACGCCGGCAUCGUCUCCGUGUCGCUCGCGCCGUGGAUCUUCCGGCUGGAGAAGGAGCUGACGGGCGAGUCCGAGGCGGGCACGGACUUCCGCGUCAACCUCGUCGUCAACUCGCAGUCGUCGAGGGACCGCAUCUUCUCCCAGUCGACGGCCGACUCUACGGUACCCCUGGCCGCGGCCGUGACCAUCAUGGACCCGGACAUCGGGUAUUUCCUGCUGUCGUCGACACUGUACGACCCCGUGGCGCUCACCUUCGACUCGCCCGACGUGGAGGUGCCGCCGCCCCUGAUGACGGAGGACGGCAGGAGCGCGUCGGCGGUCGGUGCGUACCUCGAGCGCGAGGCCAGCAUCCUCAAGAAGCAGGCUCCCCCGCUGGACUUCUACGAGCCGCGCCCGACCUUCAACCCGCCGCACGCCUUUGACGAGGGCUCGAUGCUCCCGAACCUGCUGGAGCGCGCCAAGACGUCGCGCCACCGCACCCUCUUCAGCCAGGAGGUCCGUCUGAGUCCGCUGACGCUGUCCGUCUUCACGGACGCGCACAAGGUGCUCAGCGACGAGACGUACCGGCUGGGCGUGGCGGCGGCCGAGGUGUUCCGGUGGUGCGCCAUCCUGCAGGCGGAGCUGCGGCAGCAGAUCGACAAGGCCAACGAGGUCAAGAGCAAGAUCGAUGCCAUCAACGGGGCCCACGGCGACACGGGCGAGCCGGACGGCGUGCAGUACGACCGGAGGAUCCGCGAGGCCCGCACGCGUCAGGACCGGCUGACCGAGAGGCUGGACAGGCUCCGUCUCCUGGCCGGCAAGUCGGGCACCCGCGCCCUGAGCACGAAGGAGAAGGCCUGGUUCGGAGAGCUCGAGUCGGUUGAGGCCAACGUCGACCCCUCGGCGGCCGGCCACACCCGCCAGGCGAACCAGCGGCAGCAGCAGGAGCUCUGGAGAAGGCUGCACAAUGUCGAGGAACUACGGGCCGAGCUCACAUCCGAGGUCAGCUCGAUCAACAAGGCCAAGGGUCUCGCUUCUCCUUCUUCUUCUUCUUCGUCUUCUCCAUCUUCCUCAUCUUCCUCCUCUGCUCCUGCUGCUGCUACCCCAGGCCACCGUGCCACCGUGAGGGGCCACACCAGGAGUGGAAGCAGUGUCUCGGACUUUAGAAUUCCCAACGACAUCCGGAGAUCCAAACUCCAGCAGGUUCAGAGUCUGCUCGAACGUGAAACGGCCCUCGUCGAGGCUGUGACGGCGAGGUUGGAGAGACUCCAGACAGUCUAG
Geosmithia morbida is the source of this 2829-nucleotide messenger RNA. Its product is annotated as nucleoporin NUP82. Gene Ontology annotation, biological process: protein import into nucleus; mRNA export from nucleus; ribosomal small subunit export from nucleus. Gene Ontology annotation, cellular component: nuclear pore. Lineage: Eukaryota; Fungi; Ascomycota; Sordariomycetes; Hypocreales; Bionectriaceae. The record is from RefSeq and is a predicted model, not a curated record. Gene Ontology annotation, molecular function: structural constituent of nuclear pore; protein binding. The transcript has 2 exons. The coding region runs from base 1 to 2829 and encodes 942 amino acids.